Rodentolepis nana is the source of this 231-nucleotide messenger RNA. NCBI's taxonomy places the organism in Eukaryota, Metazoa, Platyhelminthes, Cestoda, Cyclophyllidea, Hymenolepididae. The record is from the annotation of a GenBank genome assembly.
AUGGUUUCUCGUCUCGUCUUGGAAUUCACCUGGGGUGUCAUUUUCUCAGCCUACGAUUUUACGCAGACUGAGGCUCUGCUUAUCCAGUCUCUUAUUUACGUCGGCCCUGUAACAAGGCUUAGUAUGCAGUUGGAUAUUGGUUCGAUAUGUCCAUCAUUCCGAUCAAUAUGUGGCGUUUAUUACCCUGGAUAUCUGAACGGUGACGUAGAUAAUGCUCUCAUCGGUCCAUGA